Molecule: messenger RNA, 1346 nt
Organism: Carya illinoinensis
Lineage: Eukaryota; Viridiplantae; Streptophyta; Magnoliopsida; Fagales; Juglandaceae
Product: LOB domain-containing protein 25-like
Exons: 2
Coding region: 375-950 (191 amino acids)
Source: RefSeq, a predicted model, not a curated record
CCCACUCGCUCGAUAUUAUUAGCAUGAAGGUCAUAGUCAUCAUUCUUUUUUAGUGUACCUCCCAUUUAUUACCUUUGUCUUUUGCCUCCAUUCCUUCUCCAUCCACUAAAUACACUUUGCCUUGCUCCUCCUCCAUUCCCUCUUGUCACCGAAUUUUGCAGCUAUCUCUGAUCUCUACAUCCCUCCAUUAGGGUUUCUGGAUCCAUUGACGACUCACCCAAAAAAAAAAUUAAUUCAGUGUCCACAUCUUUCCUUUGCUAAGGCUACUUUAUCUUUGGAGGACACUAAACAACUUUUGAAAUAGCUCUAGCAAGAGAAAAGGUGGUUCCCUUUUUAUUCAUUUGAUCAAGAAACCUAAAUCACGAACAGUGAAAAUGGCUUCAUCCAGCUCCUACAAUUCUCCUUGCGCUGCCUGCAAGUUCUUAAGGAGAAAAUGCAUGCCAGGUUGCAUCUUUGCACCCUACUUCCCACCAGAGGAACCCCAAAAAUUUGCCAAUGUUCACAAGAUCUUUGGUGCAAGCAAUGUGACUAAGCUCCUUAAUGAGCUUCUCCCUCACCAGAGAGAGGAUGCAGUUAACUCUCUCGCCUACGAGGCUGAGGCACGAGUAAGAGACCCCGUUUAUGGCUGUGUUGGUGCCAUCUCAUUCCUUCAAAGACAAGUCCAAAGGCUCCAGAAGGAACUUGAAGAAGCCAAUACUGAUUUGAUACGUUAUGCUUGCAAUGAGAUUCCAACGGCUUUGCCUCCACAUCCCGAGGUAAAUCUAGUUCAACCAAAUAUGGCUCCAGCUCGUUCAAGACCAGUUGUGCCUAGCAGUAGAAUAAUUGGUAAUGAAGGAGGAUCAGGGUUUUAUCAACCACAGCAUGCUGUGUCUCUCCCUUACCCUCUUCCAUGGGAUGACACUUCCCCAGAAGGAAAUAUCAACACAGGAGGCCAGGACGGAAGUAUGUGAUGGAAAUAAGAGUACUGUCAAUAAGGAGGAGGCUUUUCUCUCUUUGGGGCAUCAUGGCCUGAAGAAACGCAAGCUCUUGGUAUGGUAUAUUAUAUAUUUAGCUCAGUUUUCUAGCCUGUUCGGGUUUAAAAAAAAAAAAAACCACCUUAGUUGUCUAGCUAGCUAGCUGCACAUGUACUCUCGUAGCUAGAUUACCAGCUAUGUUCUGAUGUUUCCUAGUAAUUAAUUUUGUGGGCUUUAAGUACUGCAUAAUUAUUCCGUUAAAACCAAGAAAAACACUGUGGGUGUUUCAGUGUCGAGCUCGGGACCUAAAUAAGGCUGUAGAACAUAGAGUACGGCGUGGCUAAAACUAUAGAUCUCUUGUUGUGUUAUUAGAGCAGCAAGCUAGCUAUGGCA